CUGAACUCAUCAUGCAUCGACUACUCGGGUCUGGUGCACGGCGGAGGGUCAGUGUGCGGUCCCGGUCCCUCAAGUAGACGCCGCCGCUCUUACUUCAUUCGCGUGUUCUUUGUCGGGAAUUUUCUUUCCCCAUUUGCUCACUAUUUUUUGGAUAUCACAAGAUCAGUCAACAUGGGUAAAAAGGAGGAAGAGGAGAUAAUCAGAAUUGCGAAGAAGAUGGAUAAAAUGGCGCAGAAGAAAAACGGGGCCGGAGCUUUGGACUUAUUGAAGGAGCUGCGAAGUAUCCCCAUGACUCUCGAGCUGCUUCAGUCUACCAGAAUAGGGAUGUCCGUUAACGCCAUCCGCAAGCAGAGCACAGACGACGAGGUGACAUCCCUAGCCAAAUCCUUGAUCAAGUCAUGGAAGAAGCUUUUGGAUGAGCCUGGUGGUUGUGGAGAUAAACCUUCAGAUGACAAGAGGAAAGAGCAAACGACGCCUUCUUCUCCCUCGCAGGGAAGCCCAGAGGCAAAAGAAGAAGGCAGCUCCAGCAGUAACUCCAGCAGCAAGAGUGAUCCCGCUGACAAUUCAAACUCAUUGAUCCACACUUUUCCUCGUGCCGCCAACACCUCCGACUCUAUCAGGCUCAAGUGCCGAGAGCUGAUGACCCAAGCUCUGCAGUCUGGAGAUGAUCAUAUUGCUAUUGGCGCUGAUUGUGAUGAACUUGGAGCACAGAUCGAGGAACUUAUCUUUCAAGAGUUUAAGAACACAGACAUGAAAUACAAGAACCGUGUGCGGAGCCGAAUCUCGAACUUGAAAGAUAUGAAGAACCCAAAUUUAAGGAGGACUGUGCUAUGUGGGAGUGUAACCCCUGAGCGGAUGGCUAAAAUGAACGCAGAGGAAAUGGCCAGUGAUGAGCUAAGGGAAAUGAGAAAGAAUUUGACCAAAGAGGCUGUCAGGGACCACCAGCUGUCCACCACAGGAGGCACUCAGACGGAUCUAUUCACCUGUGGCAAGUGCAAGGGGAAAUGCUGCACCUACACACAGGUUCAAACUCGCAGUGCUGAUGAGCCCAUGACCACGUUUGUCUUCUGCAAUGACUGCGGAAAUAGAUGGAAGUUCUGCUGAAUCUGCGCGACACUCCAACAAGUAGCUACAUUUCUGCACCAGGUUGUGUCUCUCUUCAACAGAUUGGAGCUUUGUAUUUUGUGGUACAUAGUACACAACAUGCCAUACAAAGAUGCCACAGGUUACCAUUUGAAUAACUAUUCUGUUCAUAGAUUGAGUUCAUUGUCAGUCCCCCAACGUCCUCCCCCCCCCAAAUCUUUUACUAUUGUUAUUAGUUGUUUUGUCAAAUAUAUGCGAUCAAUCUUGUCUCAAUUUCUUUUAUCUGCAUUUUUUAUAUGUAGUUUUAACACUUUGGACAAUGUUGUUUUUGCGUUUCCCUCACAACAUUGCAUUGUUUUAUUUAAUUUCCCAAUGAAAGUGUAAUCCAUUUGAUUAAAAAGAAGUGCUUUUCAUUA
Cottoperca gobio is the source of this 1499-nucleotide messenger RNA. RefSeq names its product transcription elongation factor A (SII), 1 (gene tcea1). Gene Ontology annotation, cellular component: nucleus. The record is from RefSeq and is a predicted model, not a curated record. The transcript is spliced from 10 exons. The coding region runs from base 172 to 1104 and encodes 310 amino acids. NCBI's taxonomy places the organism in Eukaryota, Metazoa, Chordata, Actinopteri, Perciformes, Bovichtidae. Gene Ontology annotation, molecular function: nucleic acid binding; zinc ion binding. Gene Ontology annotation, biological process: positive regulation of transcription by RNA polymerase II; DNA-templated transcription; transcription elongation by RNA polymerase II.